AUGAAAACCUUGUGCGAGUUUAUAUGGCGGAGUGCAGAAUCAAGCAAUGACCCCCAAUUAUCAAAACAUAUUUCCGAAAUUUGGGAAAAGACAGAUGAGUCCUUUAGAGAGGCGACCUUACACUAUUUUGUGACAGCGAACUGUAAGUGUUGGGACGUCCCCUCCAUACCAACCAAUGAUCAGUCAUCCGUUGUAGACCAGUGUGUUGCUUUCCUUGUUCGAAAGAAAGUCUUCAACAAUGUGAUAACUUUUGGGUAUAGGGCUGCUGACCAUUCUCAAGUUGCUUCACUCCUGCACUGUCAGUCAACAAACCUAAAUGUUACAAGGCUCAAACGCGGUAUAUGGAAAACCGUCUAUGGUGUUUUGGGAAAUAAGAGAUUUGUUGAGCUAAUGAUCAACCACUCUAUCUUCGAGUUUGGCGGUACCGCUUAUACUCAAAUUUUGGGUAUAGUUCCUAGGGAACAAGAAAAGCUUGGAUCAGCGCAAUGCCGUUCAUCUAAUAAGGCCCCUGAAUACCUUGACAGUACUUUAUACCUUUACAAAAACAAGGGAAAUUACUCGCCUUCUAAAGCAAUACCGUGUUCACCCGAAGCCCUUUGGGACCAGAUGUUUCAAAUUGACUGGAAGGACUUUGAACUGUCGCAUCAUUCGCAGCUUGCUGGAGUUCGGCAACUUUUAGGUCAAAUCAUUAAAAACCAUCAAAAGAUUAAAUAUCACCAUAUUCUCAACAACAUAUGCCCCAGAACUGAUAUGCAAGAUGAUCCUAAUAAUAACCUGUGCCAGACGGACAUAAAGCUUGUCUCAAGGUUUCUUGUGGUUAUAUUCGAAAAAACAUUUCCGCUCAUGUUUUUUGGAUCACGGUACAACAGGUCCAAAAUCCUUUCCAAAAUCCGACCUCUGCUCAAAUUAAAGCUGCACGGGCGAAUGCCAUUUUCGAUAAUCACAGAAGGAUUCAGAACCUCAGACGUUGUCUGGCUAGGCAAAUGCUCAAAAACGGAUCCAAGAGCCGCUCUUCUGCUACAAGAUUUGAUUACACAGCUAGUUGAGUGGGUUUUUAGACGAUUUAUCCCGUCGGUUAUAAGUUCUGUUUUUCACUGCUGCGAAGUUUCUGCGACAAGGGAGAUUGUCUUUUUCAGAUUUGACGUUUGGAAGGCCAUGGCAGAUCCUUUCUUGUGCGCAUAUGUCAGGGACAACCUAAAAAAAAAGAGUGAAUGCUGUUGCCACGAAGCUGCAUGGAAAAUGAACCACGGCUGUCUACGGCUUGUUCCUAAGAAAAAAAAAAAGCAGUUUAGAGUCAUCUUCGUCCCUCUAAGGGGCUGCAAGACGGAGAAAAUUGCCCAGCACGAAGAAUUUAUUCGAAAGACCAUCAAACCUGCUAUUUGUGUCUUACAGUUCUUAGCAAGUGAGACAAGUCCCCUGGCGAAAAAAUUGUCCUCUCCCUCAGAUAUUCCAAGCUCAAUUUGUCUUUUCAAGGAAACACUAAAAAAAACAUAUGGUUGCGUGCCAAAACUGUACUUUAUCAAGUUUGACAUAGAAUCAUGUUAUGAUUCAAUACCCGCAUGUAAAGCUGUCAAAGUCCUCGAAAAGCGCCUAGCCAAUCACUCCGAAUUUUUCAUUCGUUCCCAGUCUUAUUUCGAUCCGGUCAAAAGAACAUUGAAGCGCUUCUCAACUAUAAAUGCACAGUCCACUCCGUGUGAAGGCGGAGUAGCUAUUGACAAAGUUCAGACUGUACAUUUCACUAAACAUGAGAUUUUAACUAUAAUCAAGAGCGAAAUUGAAAAGUCAGCAAUAAUACACGAGGGGGAAUGUUACACGCGAAAAAAGGGUAUCUUUCAGGGCACUUCAUUAUCUGCCGCCAUUGUUGACUUAUUUUACAGCGAUUUGAUGGAGAACGAGACGGUAUUUUCCAAGAGAAAUCGUUCUGAAAGCCUUGUUCUUAGAUUAGCUGAUGACUUUCUGGUAAUAUCAAUCAGUAAAAGCUAUAUUGAAAGCGUGGAGCGUACGGUCUGUGCAGGCUUUCAGGAAUAUAAUGCCUAUUCUAACCAAGAUAAGAUAUUGACACACGCUUCACCUAGAAGAAAUGAGUAUGUGCGGUUCUGUGCCAUGGAUUUGAAUUUACAGAGUCUAGAAGUCCUUAAACAUACUGAAACCUUGAGUACGACGUGCGCGUUUUCAAGUUCUACAAGAACUUUAUACCACAAUUUGAGCAGUAACUUUAAAAAAGUUUUAUCAAAUGACCUCAUAGACCCUAAUUUGAAUUCUUCAGACACAAUACUGAAACAAGUUUUUUUCGCUUGCAUCAAUGUUGCAGAGUCAUUCUGCCUUUCCUACGUCGGUAACCCUGCCCCUCUUCACGGAUUUAUAGGCUUCAUUAGAAAGCUUGCAGAGAUAGCAGAAGUUUCUUGUGAACGUGCCUUUCCAAAUCAAGGGAUUUCUUCCGACGCAAGAAAAGCUGUCUUUUCUGUCUUCGUAAAUUUUCUGAAAGACAAAAAUAUGAAUGUUCAAAAUACAUCUCGCGCAAUCCAGGCCCUAUUGCAACUCACCAAAACCAUAAAUUCGAAAUAA
This is a messenger RNA of Lachancea thermotolerans CBS 6340, 2565 nucleotides long. RefSeq names its product telomerase reverse transcriptase (gene EST2). Lineage: Eukaryota; Fungi; Ascomycota; Saccharomycetes; Saccharomycetales; Saccharomycetaceae. The record is from RefSeq and is a predicted model, not a curated record. The transcript has a single exon. Gene Ontology annotation, cellular component: telomerase catalytic core complex. Gene Ontology annotation, biological process: telomere maintenance via telomerase. Gene Ontology annotation, molecular function: telomeric repeat DNA binding; telomerase RNA binding. The coding region runs from base 1 to 2565 and encodes 854 amino acids.